AUGACGUCCACGAAACAGCCCGACCUGCCAGCGGCGAGUGGCCUCACUGGUCUCACCACCGAUCUGCCAACGCCAGGCGAAUAUCCAGACCUCGAUGCCCAGACGCAGAGGCCGGCCAUAAUCACUAUCGCGGUCGUUCUUGUGGUCUUUUCAGCAACCUUGGUCCUCCUCCGGCUACACACGCGCUACAGGCUGAUCAAAGCCGCGGGGUUGGACGACAUAUCGAUAGCAGUCGCUCAAGUAUUAUCCGUCGGCCUCUCAAUUAUCACAAUACUGCAGGCGGUAUUUGGCCUAGGAUUACACAUAUGGAUGGUGCCAAUAAGUGAUCGCACCAAACAACUACAGCUGUUGCUUGCCAACGAGAUCAUGUUCAAUGUGUCCAAGACGGUCGCCAAGAUUUCUUUACUACUUCAGUACCGUCGAAUCUUCAGAGGCACCCACACAGCCGCCCUCUGUCGUUGGCUGAUGGCCUUCGUACCAGUCUGGUGCAUCGUCUCAAUCUUCCUCGUUUCAUUUGCAUGCACGCCCAUGGCACAGCUGAACACGAACCUUGAAGAUAUAUGUCUGCCAAGCCUCACCAUCUGGCUGCUUACGACCUCAGUCAGUCUUGUCACGGACUUUGCAGUAGUCGUCCUGCCCAUACCUGCCACAUGGGCGCUUCAGCUGGAUAGGAGGCAGCGGACUGUUCUGAUUGUUUUAUUCGGUGUUGGGUUUUGCACUGGUGUCGUCGCGUUCGUACGAAUAUUUACACUCAAGACGACUCUGCUCAACCUGGACACAUCCUGGAACGAAGCUCCAAUCACAUAUCUUGGCGUCAUCGAAGUCAACGUCGCCAUCGCAUGUGCCUGUGUCAUCACAUUGCGUCCCCUACUCGCCACGUGGUUCCCUACCGUGUUCAAGAGCUCAUACGGGAACAUGGACCGCUACUUCGCGCCCGAGAACAACAACGCCUACUUCGGGACGAAGAAGUCGUCGCGGGACACCGGCUCGCAGAUCGCGCCCUCGGUCGAGAUAUACGGCCUAGCCGACCUGGAGGUGGCUCAGGUUGUUGGGAUUACAAGCAGCCAGGAGGAGCUGACGAGCCCGGCAUACUUCGAGCCCGCGCACCUCGCAAGCCACCGAAACACCCUACAGGCUGCCAACCCUCCUGCACAGCGCGCGCCUUCACGGGUCAUCACCGGCGGCCCCUCCCCAGCAGGAAAGCUGCAAAACCCCCACGACAUCAUGGUCACGACCGAGACGACGGUCAAGGUGGAGACGAUAGACGAGGGCAGCAGGCUCAGGCGGGACCACCAGAGUUGGCUCACCGAGUCGUCUCACGGGGGCGACGAGCGCUGA
This is a messenger RNA of Diaporthe citri, 1338 nucleotides long. RefSeq lists its product as uncharacterized. The record is from RefSeq and is a predicted model, not a curated record. Lineage: Eukaryota; Fungi; Ascomycota; Sordariomycetes; Diaporthales; Diaporthaceae. The transcript is spliced from 5 exons. Bases 1 to 1338 code for a protein of 445 amino acids.